Molecule: messenger RNA, 1312 nt
Organism: Chondrus crispus (carragheen)
Lineage: Eukaryota; Rhodophyta; Florideophyceae; Gigartinales; Gigartinaceae
Product: 3-oxoacyl-[acyl-carrier-protein] reductase
Exons: 2
Coding region: 1-900 (299 amino acids)
Molecular function (GO): oxidoreductase activity
Source: RefSeq, a predicted model, not a curated record
AUGCCCUCCUCCUCGCACCUGCUCGCAGACCCCCCCCUAGCGGGCCGCGUCGCCGUCGUCACGGGAGCCUCGCGCGGCAUCGGCCGCUCCAUUGCCCUCUCGCUGGCGCGCGCGGGCUGCGACGUCGUCAUCGCGGCCAAGUCAGUCACUGAGAAGCCCAACCUGCCUGGCACCAUCUACACGGUCGCCGCCGAGGUCCGUCUCCUCGGCUCCCGCGCCCUCCCGGUGCAGGUGGACGUCCGUGAUGACGCCGCCGUCAAGGGCAUGGUCGACAAGACCGUCGCCACCUUCGGCAGGCUGGACUACCUCAUUUGUAACUCGGGCGCGCUGUGGUGGCGUGACGUCGAAGACACCCCCAUGAGCAAGUACGACCUUGUCAACGGCGUCAACGCCCGUGCCGUCUUUAGUUGCGUGCAGGCGAGCAUCCCCGUCAUGAAGGAGCAGGGCUAUGGUCGCAUUAUCGUCAUGUCGCCCCCCGUCGACUUGUCCUUGCUCAAGGGCAAGGUCGCCUACUCCAUUUCAAAGUUUGGUAUGACUAUGAUCGCCAUGGGCGUUGCCCGCGAGCUUCAGGACACGGGCGUCGCCAUCAACGCUCUGUGGCCCGCGACCCUGAUUGAGAGCUUUGCCACUAGGAACUUUAAGAUGGCCGACAGGACCCAGUGGCGAAAGGCUGAUAUUUUAGCUGACUGCGUGCUCAAGAUCGUCCAGGAGCCGGACUUGUUUUCCGGAAUGGCCUUGAUUGAUGAAGAGUACUUGAGUUGGAAGGGCGUCACCGAUUUGAAGAAGUACCGUUGUGUCAGGGAGGUCGAGCCAAGAAAGGUUUGGCCCCCAGUCCCAGAUGCGGGAUGGGAGCCCAAGAACACAAAAGGUGUACCGCCGGGGAUUAGCGCAAAACUGUAAAUAGUGAAAAAGGCCCUCAUGUAUAGUUGGUUUGUUGGCAAAGGGGCCACCACGCCGUCAUCCCACAACGGAAGCAGGAGGUUAGACGGCACAAUGCAUGGGGUGCAUGGAACCUACCGAGAUUUUGGCUCCAGUUGCUUUCUUGCGGAACUCCUUUGCGGCUCGGGGGUUCCUCCCGUUUUGCAAGGACCGCACCUUGGUGGGAAGGAAUGCUUCCUCGUGUUUCCCUACUUAUCGAAAAGUUCGGGGACAUGGUUAACUAAUAUUGAGCGUUUUGACCGUGAAGGCGGCGAGACUUCUGAUGAAAAUAUUGAUUGAAAUAGCGAAAGUGGGCAAACCCGUCUGCCUCUAAGAUUAAAGUACUUGCUGCCGAAGGAUGUCUGGCAUUUGCAAGGAGCAAUUUCUUUUCUCC